AUGGCCCUCUUCCUGGAGGGGGCCACUGGCUCUGACAUCAAAAGACCUGAGCUUCACCCCUACACCAGCCUCAAUGCAGCCCGCCUCAAGCUCUCUGGAUCCGCUGGCUUUUGGCCUCUACCUUUCCUGCAGCCCAAUCUGAUACUGCCUUUCUUGGAGCCAAAGGUCCUUCGCUUCCGUGAGGAAGAACCCGAGGAGCCCCAUCCGAGCAGAUGUUUCGACUCAGCCGAGGAGCUUGCUGCUCUGUUCUGCAAGUGGGACAGGCAAGGUCUGCUUGGGUUUACUUUUGAGAAUCAUGAGGAGUGGAUGAAGGUCCGAGUGUUCAAUGCGCGCAAGAACGACCUGUGCGACAGGCAGACAGGGGAUAGGAGGCGGGACUUUUACCACCAGAUCAUGAUCUCUCGCGAGAAGGCUGCAUGCAACCCCGUUGGCCCCCGAAUCUCUUGCCAGGAUGCCCUUGCUUAUGCUGCCGGCCGGGAGAUCCUCAGUGAACGAUCCCCAAAGGAGAGGGAGGCUGCAGGUGAUGGUCUUUUUGAGGUCGCCAGGCAGAGCGCUCUUUCAAAGGGUGCCACACGUGACAAGCUGCCUCCCUCGGUACAACCUUGUUUUACCGCGAUCCUGCAGGGGGAUCACGGCGGAGUAGAAUUCGCCACCAGUGCUCAUGAGGGCCUACUGGUCAGCGGAGGGCUGUUGCAUGAGCCGACCCGAAUUCUCAACCAUCACCCUUUCCCUUCGGGCAGCGAGCUCCAGGGGUUGGUAAUCGACGAUUAUUUCGUCAUUACCCAAGAGCCCGCGGAGCGGUUGAGGGAGAUCGAGACCGAAGGCCCCCGUGCAAACACCCUUUGCCGAGAACGGCUUGAGCAGGCUCUCGAGGUAUACAAGAAACAUGGUGUCAUUGGCUCCCCUGAGAAAGACGUUGCCAAUGCGCUUCUGUUCACCGUCGCAGGCGCGCAAGUGGACUCCACACGGAGAGCCCUUCGCCAAGGUCUAGUUACUGCCGCCUCCCCUGCCGAGAAGCGCUGCGCGCUGAGCUGGGCAACGCUCUCUGCUGCGGCCCUGCCUGUCACUAGUAGGGGUCUCCUUGAGCGAUUAGUCGGUUCUUGGGUUCACUGUAUGAUGUAUAGGAGGCCCACCGUCUCUUGUUUCUCCAAGAUCUACAAGGUCAUUCACUCGGAAGAAGCGCAGGCGUUCGAUCAAGACGAGAUCUUCCGCUUGCCCAGGGCUGCUGCUGACGAGCUAGUUGUUGCCAGCAUCCUCUCGCCGCUGAUGGCCAGCAACCUUGCCGCGAAGCUGCAGCCCAGACUCUUUGCGUCUGAUGCUUCGUUAGCGAAAGGGGCCAUUGUCAGCACACCGCUCUCCGAAAGCGAGGCUGAGCUUCUUUGGAGGACUGCCGAGAGGAAAGGCGGCUACUCGAAGCUUGACCCCGCGCCGAGGGCCAUCCUCAGAGGUCUCGGUGACCCUGAGCUCGAGGAGGAUGUGCUGGCAGGUUUGUCCCCUGGACCUUCGCGGAACCCGCUUCUUCAGUUUGACUUUGUGGAGAUCUGUUCCGGCUCCUCGAGAAUCUCCCACUUCUGUGUGCAGGCCGGCCUGGCCGUUUGCCCGCCUCUCGACCUCGAACUCAGUAGGCAGUAUGACCUCUUGAGCGCCGAUGUCAUUCUCUGGAUCGUUGAGAUGCUCCGGGAGGGCAGGCUGCUGUCUGCUUUUGUGUCGCCUCCUUGUACCACAUUCAGCCCCGCUGCUCACCCGGCUCUCAGAACAUAUCAGGACCCAUGGGGUGACCACUCGCAUCCCAAAGUCAGGGUACGGAACAUCUUGGCUCAGCGUGCGCUCGCUGUCAUCUUCACUGCUAGGACUUACGGCAGGGGUGCAGGGGGCGAACAGCCUCGUAGAUCCAAGAUGGGUCGCUCCUCCAGCCACCGCCUGAAGGCACUGUUGGGUCAGGUUUGUGCACUUACUCUCGCUAGCGGCGCCUACUUCGGGGAGAACUUUGUCCCCGUGUCCUUGCUCCUUUAUCGGCUGCCGCCCCAGCUCCGCCUGCCGCUUGCCUGUGUGCGCCUAAAGCGCUUUGCUGCAAACUGGCUUCGCCUUGCCAUCCUCCUCGCCUUUUGCCAUCAGGCAGAUGCCUCUGAGCCCGAGCACGACAUGCCUUUCUUCGCCUGGAGUGACACCCAGUGCGAGCCUUUCUUCAUUUCUCCCCCGAGGGCAAAGGACGCGCCCUACAGCCUUCCAAGGCCCGCCUCGUGCUUCAUAUCUGGAUUUCUCCUUGCCUUCGCCCUCUCGGGAGUUCUCCCGAAGACUGAUUCAAACAGGCAGAUCCGGCUGGAAGAGGUCGUCUCCGCCAACGGACUCGACGCUGAGUGUGUGAACCGCUUGGUCAUUGACUUCGGGCAGUUCUUGUUUAGGAACGGGCGACCUUAUGGCCACUUCUCAGAGCUGAUCAAUGCCAUCUCCUCGGUUAGGCCUAUCCUGCGGAAGCAGUUAGGUGGGGCCUGGGACCUCGCUUACAAUUGGCUCGCGCUUGAACCUCAUGUUCACCACAUAGCAUUGCCGGGCCUGGUGUUGAUCGCUAUGGUAACGACGUGUCUGGUUUGGGGCUGGACCCGGGAAGCUGGGCUUUUUGCGCUAAUGUGGGGAGGGCUCUGCAGACCAGGCGAGGUUAUUACCGCUUGCAGGAAACACCUCGUCCUACCUGCUGAUGUGCUUGGUUCGCAGGUUUUUGCGCUUCUGAGGAUAGAGGAGCCGAAGACCAGGAAGAGAGCUGCGCGGCAUCAGGCAGCAAAGGUCGACCUGCCGGACCUCUUGGAGGUCAUCACCAUUGCCUUUGCGGGUCUAGAACCGGCGCAGCGGCUAUGGAACGUCGAGCGGGAGAUGCGGGAAAAGUGG
Molecule: messenger RNA, 2883 nt
Organism: Symbiodinium pilosum
Lineage: Eukaryota; Dinophyceae; Suessiales; Symbiodiniaceae
Source: the annotation of a GenBank genome assembly